Messenger RNA from Maylandia zebra (zebra mbuna), 4524 nucleotides. It is a transcript of the gene znf644a, whose product is annotated as zinc finger protein 644a. Gene Ontology annotation, cellular component: nucleus. Gene Ontology annotation, biological process: regulation of transcription by RNA polymerase II. Gene Ontology annotation, molecular function: DNA-binding transcription factor activity, RNA polymerase II-specific; RNA polymerase II cis-regulatory region sequence-specific DNA binding. NCBI's taxonomy places the organism in Eukaryota, Metazoa, Chordata, Actinopteri, Cichliformes, Cichlidae. The record is from RefSeq and is a predicted model, not a curated record.
UCGAAACAAUACGCGACGAAAUAAUACUUGACGAAAACAUGAGCUAUUGCUAUAGCUGUAAUAUAAAACAGUCACAGGAUUAAACGUAAUUAUUUGGAUAAAAGUUUGUCCUCUUACACUAGAGUAAAUUACGUGUACGAUUACCCGUACGAAAGAAAUGAUCUGUCCCACACCAGACCACCACAGGAAAAUGGCGACUGUGAAAUAGAUGGAAGACGAAAGUAAGAAAUUAUUCAAUGCAGCGUAUAAAUUGCGCCCUGUUUUCAUCCACACCGCUCAGAGGUCAUGGCAGCAGAAAUGUCAUGUCUGACAGGUGUUGAUGAAGAUGACAAAGAUGCAGAUCCUGAGAUCAAUGCCCUCACACUCCUACAGGAACCAGUGAGAAUGGCGCAAGAAUCCGCUGCUUGCACUGAUUCCUUUGGCAAGCCUUCCCCAAAACAAAACAAUGUCCUUGAUGUUCUGUCGAAUGAAGAUAUGUUGUCUCCGGUUGGCUUGGGAAAUGGACCUUCUUCCCAUCAGGCUACACAAGCCCAUGAACUAAAUAGCAUUUCCUCUGAAAAAGAGGAGGAAAAGAGUAUCACGCCUCUAAAAACUGUACAUGAAAUCGACACUGCAGGAAUUUGGGGAUUUGAUGAGUCACCUGAGAACUCAUUGGAUAAUUUCAGUAGCACCAGUGACCUAAAUUGGGACCCACACAAAGAGUUUAUGCAGUUUCUUUGGGAAAACCAUAGUGAUUCCCCUGGUGAGGAGACUAAAGAGGAAGUCUCUCCUGCUAAUAGCCAAAGGAGAAGGAAACGGAAAAUGGACAUGGUUGUGAUGGUAGAUCCUUCAGAAGACCUUUACCCUGAAUUGAGCCCCAAGUCAUCUGAGGAACUGUCUGAGGCUGAAGGCCAAGAAGAUUCCAUUCCUGUCAGAAAAGUCAGAAAGUCAAGGAAAUUCUCUAAGUCACAGUCAUCACCAACAGGAAAAGUUUCAAAGUAUCCAAAUGGAACAGUAAAGGCCAUCAAGGAAAUUCUUUACAAUGGACCUUCAAGGAAUUCACAUGAGAACAACAUGAAACACGGACUUUCUCCAUUGAAGGGAAGACUCACAAUAAAUUCUCAUUCAGAGGGGAAGCCGUCCUGUUACCCAUGCUCAAAAUGUAAACUUAUAUUUAAGAAAGAACAUCAUUUGCAUCGUCAUAUGAAGUCUCAUGUUGAACCUCCCAAUAUUUCACCAAAGCCCUUCAUAUGCCGAGAGUGUGGCCAGUCUUUCAGACAAAGUGGUUUGCUUAUUGACCACAUGUCCAUCCAUAAGGACAAGAGAACAAGACUUACUGAAGAGAUCAAAGGUGUGAAUGAUCGGAAAAAAGAUGAUAAAAACGCUAAGUUUUUCUGUCCUCAGUGUCCAUUUGGAACAAAUUGCCCAAACACAUUUGUUCAACAUGCAAAGACACAUGAGAAGGACAAGAGAAAGUUUAGAUGUGACAAAUGUAGCUUCAGGACUCUUAGUGAAAAUGACCUUAGGAGACAUGACAUUAUGCAGCACACUGUUAUUACGGUUAGAAAGCAAGUGCAGGAGGAUGAUCAUGGAAUAUUCUCAUGUGAUAUUUGUUCUUAUAGAGCUUUUAGCAAAACUGUUUUUAAGAAUCACCUUCUCAGACGCCAUCAACAAAGUUUUGAAGAAUAUGAAGCCGCACAGCAUAGAGAGAAAAACGCACAACUAGGUAAGGAGCAGCAAGUGCCUACUUGUAAAACUCCUGUCGAAGAUGCAGAGUUUACAUCUAAAAUCUCUAUCAAAAAUCAGAUUGCCUCUAAAAGAGCUUGUUCACCUAAUGGGUCCAGUGACAUUUCAGACUUAUUCAGAAAUAGCAAGCUUAAGAGAGGCCCCAGGUCUCAAGUAACAGAGUCAAAACUGGACAAAUCUAUUAAUGUUCUCCUGUCUCGACAAAGACAUGGAAAAAAGAGUUUAGAGCAGAAGAAGGAACGCAAUAAUUGUAGUAAACCUGUUGAGCACAGUGACAAAGAUGGUUGUGAUGAGUUGCUUGAAACAUUGACAGUCAAGGAUGAAGAAUCAACUUUAUCCCCAAAUGGCUCCAGUGUGACUAUAGAUCCCUCGACAGUCAAAAAGACACCAUCUAAAAGAAAGAUGUCCACCCCAUAUCGCAACACCUCCGACCAAGACUCAUGCUUUAUCUUACCAAAACCUUUGCCAAGUCCGAAAAAAGUCAAUCCUGAAGAAGUGGCCAACUAUGAUGAAAGGGAUAUUUUCCAGUUUAAAGAUACAGAUGCAAACAGUAACCUUUCUGACAAUGGCAUCAAAAAAGAAAAACAAAACAUCAUUUACACAUAUAGCAGAAGAAUGUCUAUGAGGGGUGCCCUUCAAGCAUCUAAAAGGCUUUUUGAGAAGAUAAAGACUGAAGAGCAAGAGCAGACUGACCCUGAAAUCAAAGAAGAAUGCAUAGAAACAGAAGUGUUUCAAGAAACCUUUGAAGCCCACCAAAUACCAUUGGGAGAGUCCUUCGGAGAUGAUUUGUCAGAGUUGGAAUCGGACCGCAAGAACUGUCCUUAUUGUCCUGCAGUAUUUGAGUCAGGUGUUGGAUUGUCAAAUCACGUCCGAGGGCAUCUUCAUAGGGUAGGGCUCAGCUACAAUGCGCGCCAUGUUGUGCCUCCUGAGCAGGUGGCUUGUCAAGACAGAAGGCCGCGAAUUCGACGGAAGAUGUCAGCAUUACGCCGAUUGAAAAAAGCAUUACAGCUAGAGUCAAACUCUGAGACCGUGAAGAGCAUUCAUUCUUGUCCCUUAUGUGGGGACUCGUUUGACAACAGGACUGGGCAGUCAAACCACAUACGAGGCCACCUCAAAAAGCUUGGUAAAAGCUUUGCAUCAAAAAACAAAUCCCCAUUACUUUUACUACGAGAGCUGAUGAGGGACAAGAAGGAGUUCCAGAGGGCCCUUCAGAUUGUGGGAAAGAGACGGAACCAUUUCCACUAUGGUGCUUCUUCUAAGCUGUCCAGUGCUGAUCGUUUCACAUCGCCCCAUACUGGAAUCAUAAAAAGUAAUUCCGAUUCAAGCGUUUGCACUGAAGCCAAACCACUGAUACCCACCUUUUCUUUAGCAGAAAUUGAAUCUGAACAAAGGCAACAGGAGACGAAUUUGGAUGUUAAAAAUUCGUUCUCAGGCACAACUGCCUUGAUAGGAAUUCUAAAGAAAAGGAAGUGUCAGGAAGAUGCCAGACUAAAGGGAUCCUCUCAGAUAUCCAGAAACAUGAUAACAGUUUCUUCAAACAGUGAACACAAUUCAGGAGCAAAAGUUGUAUCUUCACUGCCAAACCAAAUAUCUGAGAAGGGUGAAUUCAACAGGAAGGUGUGCAUCCAUUGCAACGCAACGUUCCACAGUGGUGUUGCAUUGUCAAAUCACCUCCGGGCAUAUGCAAAAAGAAAAAGGAUCGCCUUACUCGAGGGAACCACGAUUGACUGUAAAGCAGUUAGGACACGCUCAAGGCCUGGCUCAAAAAAGAAGACACUGCCCUUAACUCAAACACCAGAGGAAAUGUACAGGCUCACCUGCAGGUUCUGUGACCUGGUCUUCCAAGGUCCCUUGUCAGUUCAGGAGGACUGGAUAAAACAUUUACAAAGACACAUAAUGAACACUAGCGUCCCUCACACUGGGCUAGGCAUGGUAGAGGUCACCUCGUUGCCCACAGACACCCCAACCUUCAAGACUGACCAAGAUGGCUCCUUGACAGUCACACAUGCUGUCUCAUGAGGCCAGUGGGGACCUUUUUAGAUUUCACUAGACUGUAUGUGUAUGUAUAUUCGAUGUUCACUUUUGGGUUUUUUUAGUCAACAAAUUACCGGCCAAAAGUACAAUAUUGCCUGAGAUAUUGUACACAUUUGGACAGAUGAAAAAAUCAAUUAUUUUGGAUAUUGUUACCCUGUCUGUUUUUACAUGGUCCAUUUUUUUGGAAUACAAUUCCAAGUGGACAGACUGUUUUGUUUUAUGCAGUAAUGUAGUGUGGAAUCCAUUUCUAAUGAAGACAACCUUUACCUCAGAUUUCUCAUGGUUUGAGUCAGUUUCUGGGAGCACUUCUCUUCUGUAUCAAUAUUCACAUCAAGUCAUGUUUCCUUUGUAUUGCAACAUGGUCAAAUCAAAACCCACAGUCUCUUUUCAGGCCAGAGUUACUGAGAGAAAUAUUUUGAAUGAAAGUGCAAAACAACAAAAAAAAAAAAAAAAAAAAGAGGAAAAAAUGAAAAAGAAAAAAAAUGUCUGAAAACUUGUCAUGCAUAGAAAGAGUGUUUUAUAGUAUUUCAGUAACUGCAUUGUUUCUAACACAAGAUUUAAACUGAAGGUGGUUGAGGAAGAAAAGAGGUAAAAAAGAGAGAGAGACCUAACACGCACAACCCGUGCUGACCAAGCCCUUCAUACAUGUCACCUAUAUUUAAUGUUUAAAUAUACUGUUUUGAAAUAAUUUAAUUUUAAAUGUACUAUAUCACACAGAUACAAUGCUUAAAACAUUUGUGUUGUUCUAAAUAAAAGACAAAGAAA